AUGAGUUACCCAAAACUCAUUAGUAAAUUAUACACACCAAAAAUAUUUUGGUAUCAAACUGAUAUUACAGUUAUCGUACGUAUUUUAUUGGAAGAUGUUGAUAAAUAUUUUCUACGUGUCGUAUGUGAUCAUUUAUCAUUUAGUACUACAGUAAAUGAAAGAGGUUAUUACGUUUCCUUGUACCUUUUUGGGACGGUAGUGGCUGAAAAAACAGUUCAUGUAAAUUUAGGGAGAGAGAUAAAAGUUACUCUAGUAAAGGCACAUAAAUGGACAGAAUGGCUAAGAUUACAUAUUGAAAAGGAAAAAAAUCCUUUAAUAGUACGAGAUCCAGAUCAUUUGGACAAAAAUGAUUGGUUUAAGGUAUCUCCAAAAAUAGAGAAAGAAAGUUUUGCAGAAUAUAAACGUAGAAAUAAUAUAUCACAAAUAAUGCCAGAUGUACCAUCUACCGAUGAGGAAGUGUCUGAUGAUGACGCAAUGGACAUGUUAUUUCUUUGA
Molecule: messenger RNA, 495 nt
Organism: Dufourea novaeangliae
Lineage: Eukaryota; Metazoa; Arthropoda; Insecta; Hymenoptera; Halictidae
Exons: 4
Coding region: 1-495 (164 amino acids)
Biological process (GO): germ-line stem cell division; transposable element silencing
Source: RefSeq, a predicted model, not a curated record